Messenger RNA from Camellia sinensis, 1290 nucleotides. NCBI's taxonomy places the organism in Eukaryota, Viridiplantae, Streptophyta, Magnoliopsida, Ericales, Theaceae. The record is from RefSeq and is a predicted model, not a curated record.
AUGGCAGGGCCUAGUAAAGUUAGAAGUGCAGCAUCAUCUAAAGUUGCUCUACUUACCCAGCAAGCUCCAGCUAGAGUUGCUGCCCCUACUCAACAUACACCAUCUAACUUAACUCUAUCUGCUCAAAGUGUACCAUCUACAAAUGCUCUAUGUAUCCAGGCUGCACCAUCUACAAAUGCAACUACUACUCAGGCUGUACCAUCUACAAAUGCAACUACUACACAGGUUGCACCAUCUACAAAUGAAGCUACGACCCAAGCUGCACUAUCUACAAUUAGUUCGCGUACCCGUUCUACACAGGUAAGGGGUCAGACUCGAGGGAAGAACAUAGCGCGUCUCAUAGCAAAAAAUGGUGGCAAAAAACUUCCUGUUUGGGUCCCUGCAGAUGCCAAGGUGCCAGUAGGGCCUUAUGCCACUCCAUUUGCAAAUGAAGUUGGGUUACAAAUAAGGAUGGCUGCACCUAUCAUUGGCGUAAGUAAGUGGGAUAAGAUUGACGAGAUUCAUAAAGCCCCAAUCAUUCAGGAUAAAUUUGAGAUUGUUGAUUAUGAUGAGGAUGAAGUGGUUCGGAAAGCUAUCAACAAGAAGUGUAAAACCCUUUACAAAAGUUGGCGUAACAAGAUGAAAACACAUUACUCGAAGUUGGUAGAAGCUGGUGUUGACCCUUACACUAAGCCUUACAAAGGGGUCGACCAUGAGGCUUGGGAAUUGGCUGAAAAAGGGAGGAAUAGUCGAUCGAAGUUACCAUAUAAUCAUACAAUGGGCUCUAAGUCAUUUAAAGCUGCAAUGUAUAGAGAGGGUACCGCAAAGGUUGACAUUGUAGAUUUCCACAAAGAUUCCCAUUGGAGCAAGAAAAAGGCGGAUUGGAUAGCCCCAAUAUGUGGUGAAUUACAUGAAGCUUUGAAAAAGCGACAUGAAGAAUCUUUGGAGCCUGGGGCAGUACCUUUAACUCAGGAGCAACUGUCAAUUGAGGUUCUUGGAAUGAGUAAAUCGGGAUACAUAAAGGGCUUUGGAGUUGGUCGAAACCCAUCCUCAUCCAAAUCUUCUGUUAGUACACAAGCACAUGUGGACGUGGUUUCGAGCCUAGAAAAACAAAUAGAGUCAUUGAAGAAUUUGGCUGAGGUCCAGCAACAACAAAUUGCAGCCCAGAACCUGGUAACACAAGAGCAAGCUAGAAAGAUUGAAAUGCAAAACAAAAGGUUUGAAGAGAUUGAAAAUUUUAUGAGGAUGUACAAGGAUCGGGCAAACAUGCAAGUUGGUCAAGAGGAUUGUUCAUCAGAGGAAUUUUAUUGA